Molecule: messenger RNA, 1594 nt
Organism: Acanthopagrus latus (yellowfin seabream)
Lineage: Eukaryota; Metazoa; Chordata; Actinopteri; Spariformes; Sparidae
Exons: 3
Coding region: 828-1472 (214 amino acids)
Molecular function (GO): monoatomic cation channel activity
Source: RefSeq, a predicted model, not a curated record
CAUUUAUUAAAUCAGAUUAUAGCAGAUUUUAUAGUUCAGAGUGAUGUGAGACUCCUGAAGUGAUGCACAUGGUUACAGACUGCUGUACCAUAAAACACACACACAUUUGCAUGUAGUCAUCGUGUUAUACUAAAGUUUUUCCACCUCUCUCCAGGUGAACAGUGGGACUUGUCUUCAGCUUCAGGUGGAACAGCUCUGACCUGUAUGGUGAUCAGCACCGGAGAGGAGAGACACCUGGUCCAUUAAGGUGACGGACGAGCAGCUAAGAUGAAUACGACGAGCCGCCACAGGACCUGAAGCGGGAAAACUGAGUAUCCGUCUUCUGAUGAAACUCCUUUGGGUCCUGCAGUUGUUUGUUGACUCUAGUUAUGCUGGUUAUUUACAUAAUAAAACCUUUUUUUGAAUUGCACUCUAUUGUGUGUUGUUGUUUUUUUUAUAGAUUUUUAAAGCAUGUGUUGAGUCUUUUAAUGGAGUCCAAUGUCUCCUGGCAUUUUCAAAGCUUUAACUAUAUUUGAUGUAUGCAUUCUUCUUUCUAUUACCUUCAUUAUCUAUUCCUAUUCUGGGAAUGACUGUUUAGAAACCAUGUGUUGUUUAAUAGUGUCUGAGCAAGUUAGCCCCCCCCCCCCCCCCACAAUCAAGGCAGUCUAGAACUGGGCCUGAUCAUAAUAUAUAUUUUAUUAUGUUUAUAAAUUGUAGUAAUUUCAGCCUACAUCCUCAGUGGUGAGGCAAAAUGCACCUCUAUGACCCAAAAUUCCUUUACUGAACCGAGAUCCUUUAGAAAUGUGUCUUCAGUACAACACAGCAGUGAUUCUUAGUUUUUCAGUGACAUGAUUGCGUGUUAUAUGACUGAUCUGUAUGUUUUUUCUCUUCGUGCAGAAUUGAAAAUGUCAGAGAAACAAACCUGGUUUUCUAACCUGAAGACUGAAUUUGAGAACAGCCCUCUUGUGUCCAGUUCGGCCUUGGGCCUCAUCCUGACUGCCUGUGAGAAGGUAACGGACGAGGAGUUCGCUUGCCCCUGUAUGUCUGAGUGGAAUGCACCAUUUGCAGCAGCAUUUUUCGUUGUUCCAGCAGUUCUGAUCUUUGUGCUGAUGAACAUGCGAUGUUGCAAGAGUGAAAAGUGGAAAAAAAAUCUUCUGUUCGGCUUCAUCGACGCCCUGGUGUGGGUCGCCCUGGUGUUCAUGGAUGGCAACUACUUUGUGUGUGCCAUGACAACCUGGUCAGGGGAGUUCAUGACGGAUGUUGAGGGUGCUCCUCAGACAUGGUGCAAGCCUGACAACCAAACCCUAACAGUAGAGCUGAUGAUGCAGUCCCAGCGAUGGUAUUCUCUUUCUCAGGGUAUUGGACUGUGGUUCAUCAUGUUCAUUGCCGUGCUGUUGGGAUUGUAUCAGUUCUUCAAGAAAGGAGAAGGAGAGCAAGAGCAAGAGCAAACCCAGGAAGGAUAUGAAUUAACCGCCCAGGAUGCGAAAGUUUAAAGAGAAAACGGACACAACUUCAACUACACCAUCCUCCACAAUUAAACCAUGUUAGUAUUGACAUGUGUUUUCCCUUGUUCAAUACAAGAAAUAUACAUUAAACAUCGUAGUUUUCACUAUCA